AUGUUAAUACACGGAGUCCGCAGGAAAGAAAAUGGGCUGGGGAAACGGCUGAGGCCUCAGCAGCCCAGCAAAGUGGCUAAUAUGUCUUGCCUUGGGCACUGCAAAGGACCAUCACCCUCAGGACUAAGCGACUUACUAGUUACACAGGUAGCUUACGGGGACCAGUUCCACGAGAAGGUAAUUUACAUCCCAGAACCGGUGGCCAGCAGCGGUGCAAAGUGUUCUCACAAUACUCUGAGUAGCACAGAAAUUUCAACUCGUGAAUGUGUUCCUGAUGGAGAUGACCAAGGGGGCGUCGAGCGGAAGCACACCACCCUGCAUCUCCGCAGUGUCUCCGACGCCGGGAAGGAAAUGGCAGAAGCUAGCGACUCGACCCACAGCGCUCAAACUGUGGACUAUCUCAAGUGCAGCUGCAGCUACUGCACUGAGUUCAACAACUUGGAAGGACCAAUGAAGGAGGACAUAUUACAGGACACUCAGAUCACCUUGGCCUCAACAUUUCUGGAAGGAACAAACAACCAGGAAAACGCGGGAUUCGAACCCGCUAAUGAAGGAGCAACUGCCCUAGUUGCUGAUGCACCGCGAGCCUGGGAGGGGGUCGAAAACCCUGAGCUUGGAGGCAGCUUUCCGAAGCCCAACAUUCAGCAGGAGAAGGAGGCUGUUGCCCCCAUGCUGCAACCCCCGCCUCAGGCCCCUCUGGCUCCCCAGGAACAGGGCCCUCUGGCUCCCCAGGGGCAGCCAGGGUUCCAGCCUCCCGUGCAGCCCCCGCCUCAACCGAAGCCCCGCCGCUACCGUAUCUCCUUCACUCAGCUUCAACUGCGGGAGCUGGAGGCUUAUUUCCAGCGCGUCCAGUACCCGGACCUGUUUGCUCGAAUUAACCUUGCCCAACGCCUGGGUUUGCCUGAAUCCAGAGUGCAGGUUUGGUUUCAGAACAGAAGGGCCAAGUGGAGACAACUUCAGCGGACACAUAUAUACAGAAACAUGAUUCCAGUUGCCAUGAGUCCCCCUGUGGGCUUAUACAUUGAUGAUCAUUAUGGUCCCAUCCCUGUUGUGGAGGUUAUUUGGAAAUAUCACCCUGUGCUGCCACAGCCCAUGGAUCCUCUUAUGCUGCCUCUUCCACCCAUGCACCCUCCACCAUUCAGGGCUCCUUUACCACCUAGGCCAUUCCACCCACCUCCAUUUCCCUGGCCACAUGUGCCACCUAAUGUUCAAAUGCCCAAUGCAGCUAUGGGAUAUGACCCUGCCCGCAAUGGCCAGUUUGUAGGUCGUACACACUGA
Molecule: messenger RNA, 1278 nt
Organism: Onychomys torridus (southern grasshopper mouse)
Lineage: Eukaryota; Metazoa; Chordata; Mammalia; Rodentia; Cricetidae
Gene: Esx1
Product: ESX homeobox 1
Exons: 7
Coding region: 1-1278 (425 amino acids)
Biological process (GO): regulation of transcription by RNA polymerase II
Molecular function (GO): RNA polymerase II transcription regulatory region sequence-specific DNA binding; DNA-binding transcription factor activity, RNA polymerase II-specific
Source: RefSeq, a predicted model, not a curated record